AUGUCUCACGGAGAUAACUAUAAUAGGAGAAGAUCAUACAACGAUAGGCCUAGAUAUCAAGGUAGACGAUUUCCAGACAGGUAAUUACUUGAUUUUUUAAAAGCAAAAUUCCCAAUCAUUUUUUUUCAGAUGGGAAAGAUAUGACAAUGUUGGGCGAGACAUAGAAGGCACACGAUUUGUCCCAUUCAAAACUCCUCUCGACAGUUCAUUUUUCGCUGGUAAAAAUAUGCCACAAGAAUUACAAUUCGAUGUUGCUAGUCUGAUAAAUAUGGCACAACGCGCUGGAAAACAAUUGGGCUUAGUUAUUGAUUUGACCAACACUGAUCGAUAUUAUAAAAAGAGUGAAUGGGCAGAUUAUGAUGUCGGUUAUAUGUAAGUUUUUUUUUCAAAUUCUCGUAGAAUCUAAGAAAAUGUAUACAGAAAACUCAAUUGUCCUGGUCACGAAGUAAAUGAACGCGAAGAUUUGGUCGAAGAAUUCAUCAAAAUUUGUAAAGAUUUCAUAGAGGAUCCACAGAACGGUAACAUUUUCAUUAUUUUUCUCUAUUUUAAGAUGAAAUGUUUCAGAUGGAAAACUGAUUGGCGUCCAUUGUACACAUGGUUUGAAUCGCACAGGUUAUCUAAUCUGUCGAUAUAUGAUUGAUGUGGAUGGUUCCACUGCUGCCGAUGCGAUCUCCAGUAAGUUAACUGAUAACAGAAACCGUUUGCAAGCGAAUAUCGGUUCCAGAAUUUGAGUACUAUCGUGGUCAUGAGAUGGAACGACCAAAAUACAAGAAAUCCUUGUAUAAUGCCGAAUUGUACAAAAAAGGGGUACGUUUUGAUUUCAAAAUUUGUUUUGUUUAUCAAUAAACGAAAUAUUUUCAGCUGAAACCAGAAGAUGAAAAUGUUGAAGCAGAAAGUGCCGAAAAUGAACUGAUAUCAGGCGAAGGUGAAGAAGUUAAUUCAUAA
Messenger RNA from Caenorhabditis angaria, 945 nucleotides. Lineage: Eukaryota; Metazoa; Nematoda; Chromadorea; Rhabditida; Rhabditidae. The record is from the annotation of a GenBank genome assembly.